AUGGAUUUGAUAGAACCGAUUGCUCCAAAUAAUGGGAUCAAUUAUUUCAGUAAGGAUGUCAAUUCUUUUAUUCUCGAGUAUGGGAACGUGACAGAUGUCGGGCGUCUUCUUUCAACAUCCUCUUUGUUACUGAAUCAUUAUAAUGAACUCACCAAAUUCCUUUUUCAAACCCUUAAUGUAAUAGAUUGUAAUCGAUUAUACCUCGACGAACUGUACAAAAUUACUUAUGAUUAUUACCAGAAACUAUUUUAUUUAAUAUUUGUUAAGGAUAAAAUUAAUAAUAAUUUACCACUUAAUACAGAAUUGACUCAAUUGAGGAAUACAUUAAGAACUAGUUUGAUCAAUGAUGUGUCUAUUAUUAGAAUACGGAAAUACAUGCGAAAUAACGUAAAUCUCCAAGAGACAAGGUGUUUCCUCGAGGUUAAUAGAAUCGAAACGAGGGAACUGCAGUCAGCAGUUCAGUCUAAUACUAGUAUUAUUAUAGAAUAUAGACCUUUCGAUACCUCGGGGACCAAUAAUGAAUAUUUUAAUGAUUCGAUCAUCAUAUACCCAAGUAUAGGUUCAGAAUUUACUACGUUUGAUUUUGAAACGUUAAUUCAGAAUUGUUCUUCUACAAAGCAAUCCCUUUUAUUAAAAGAAAUUUCAAAAUUCAACGAAAUUAUCCUCUGCUUACCAUCACCAGAUUUUAUUCAAUUAUUACCACUUUUUAUUACUUUUGUUAAAUAUUUUAUUUCUCUAAACACAUCAGUGCCAAGCAUAAAGGCAUAUUACCUGAAUCUUAAUGAUUUGGUUAAACAAAGUGAAACUUCAGGACAAAUAUUUAAUACAAACUCAUUCACAAAUCAAAAUAAUAAAAAUAUCAUUGUUGGGUUGGAAAAUGAAUACAAUUCGUGUUACAUGAAUUGUAUCAUUCAAUGCUUGUUGGAGAUAAAUGAGUUAUCAUCAAUGUUGAUAUCUAAUUCCUUUUUAAAUAAUAUUGACUAUAUUAAUCCAAAAAAUAGCAAAGGUACAAUCAUUACUGCUCUAGCAAGACUGGAACAAACAAUGGUAAAAAGUUCACUAAGCAACAAAAUGUUCGACCAACAAAAAACGAGCUCUUGUCUUCAAUUGAAAAAAUGUUGUGGAACAAUCAAUCAAAUGUUUAAUUCUAACCAUGAAGAAGAUUGUUUGGAAUUUUGUGAAUUCUUGAUAAAUAGUAUGCAUGAUGAUCUUAAAAAAGGUACCUUCAUUAGAGUUCCUCAGACUAAUAUUAACGGCAAUAAGAAUCAGAAGAACUUCGAAGAACAAGCAUAUUUUGCCUGGUAUUCAUACCUUGAGAAGGAGUUCAACCUUAUUGUUGAAUUAUUCCAAGGGCAAAUGGCUUCUAUUUUACAUUGUCAAUAUUGUUUGUAUCAGUCUAAUACUUUUCAAGUAUUUUCUACAUUAUCAUUGACGCUACCUCCUCACCCUUCAUGUUACAUCCAUGAAUGUAUAAACCAAUUUUAUAGACCAGAAAAUCUGAUGGGGAACAAUGAAUGGGAAUGUUCUAAUUGCAAAAUGAAAAGACCUGCCACACAAAGAUUACAGAUCACAAAAUUUCCAAAAAUAUUGAUUGUUCAAUUAAACAGAUUUAGUAAUUAUAUGAACAAAAAUACUUGCUAUGUAAAAUAUCCUCCUAUUUUAGAUUUAUCUGUUUACAGAAAUACUGAGAAUAUUAUACCAAAAUAUUCGUUAUUUGGAGUUACUUGUCACACAGGGACAAUGGAUGCUGGACAUUAUUCGUCGUACGUAAAGAAACAAGAAGAUUCGUGGUGGCAUUUUGAUGACGCAAAGUGUAGACCUGUACAUUUUGCAAAUGAGUUCAUCUCCCCAAAUGCAUAUGUUUUAUUUUAUAAGAUGAUUGAAUAA
This is a messenger RNA of Maudiozyma barnettii, 1887 nucleotides long. It is a transcript of the gene UBP5, whose product is annotated as putative ubiquitin-specific protease UBP5. Gene Ontology annotation, molecular function: cysteine-type deubiquitinase activity. The transcript has a single exon. Gene Ontology annotation, biological process: protein deubiquitination. The record is from RefSeq and is a predicted model, not a curated record. Lineage: Eukaryota; Fungi; Ascomycota; Saccharomycetes; Saccharomycetales; Saccharomycetaceae. Bases 1 to 1887 code for a protein of 628 amino acids.